AUGCCGGCGUCCUCUUCCUCCGCUACCGCUGCACAGGUGCUGAUGCACGCCAUGGUUUCGUCGUCAUCAUCGCGCCGCAGACUACGAUUGGUUCUCGGGACUUUCUGUAUACUGAAUGCAUUUACCGCUUUUCUGUUUGCAUGGAUGAUGUCCACGGAGCAAACUAGCUUCGCGUUGACGGCAGCGAGGCGGCGUUGGAAUCUAAGGGAGCGCUCUAACGCGACCUGCAAGGCCGGUGUCUACUAUGUGAUCAUUGGUCUUAUGCUGCUUGUUGACCGUCUAAGCUGCACUAUUGCAGUGAUAGUACAACUAGGCGUGCGGUUCGUGCGGGCUGGAUGUUCAUUGAUUCUUCGUUGGCUAUUGUGGUGCGCUAGGGUUAUACCGGCGUCGAGAGGUCGUGGCCUACUGCUGCGCCGCUUUGUCACUCGUUCCGCCGGCGCCUUGCCAGAGAAUUACAGAGUCUUGUUGCAAAGCAACAGUUUGGCGCGGCCUCCCCGAUCUCCUCCUAGUGCUGCUGUUCCUGCUACGGGUGCAGCGAGGGCGCCUUCGAGCCACAGGUUACUGCCACGUGUUGCAGGUAUCCACCUGGGCUCCUCAUUGCAGGGCGCACAGGCCAGAUCGACUCUCGAAACCCUGGCCGAUUUGGAGAGGGAUAGGCGACCGCGCAAUGCCACCGCUUCCCCACCGAGUAUUCGGCUACGUAGCAGCUGA
Molecule: messenger RNA, 711 nt
Organism: Leishmania braziliensis MHOM/BR/75/M2904
Lineage: Eukaryota; Euglenozoa; Kinetoplastea; Trypanosomatida; Trypanosomatidae
Exons: 1
Coding region: 1-711 (236 amino acids)
Source: RefSeq, a predicted model, not a curated record